AUGGAUGACAUCCUGUUAGCAGCAGACAGCAAGGAGCAGUUGAACAGCAUGGAGCAUUUAGCCAGAGAGUUGUUGCAACAAUAUGGAUUGGUUGUUGCUUCUGAAAAGCGACACUCCCUCACUACAAAACCUCGCCGUGCAAGCCCAGCGGAGCGGGGCCGGUUCUUCUCCACACCAACAGUUUCUCGGCUGACAUCAGAUGAACUGAUUCUGAUGCGUAAUGAACUCUUCAACAAAGAGAAAGAGAGGCAGUUGUCUCUUUAUCCACGAAUUGAGAAAAUCGAAGUAAAAUACACUGGGAAAUCUCACCCUGGCACCGUGUUUGUAAUGAACAAAGCCUUGUCUACUCCAUACAAUUGUGCCAUGCACUUAAGUGAGUGGCAUUGCAAGAAAUCUGUUCUAGCUCUUGUGGAUGGUGAAGUCUGGGAUAUGUACAAACCUUUGACCAAAUCAUGUGAAAUUCAGUUCCUUACUUUCAAAGAUGAAGAUCCAGAGGAAGUAAACAAGGCCUAUUGGCGUUCCUGUGCCAUGAUCAUGGCAUGUGUGUUAAAGCGGGCAUUCAAAGAUGAGUACUCAGUCAAUCUGAUUAAAUCUCCAGAAGUGCCAGUGAUCUCUGGAGCUUUUUGUUAUGAUGUAAUUUUGGACAAUAGACUGAAUGACUGGAAACCAACAAACGACAGCUUCCGUUCCCUUACAAGGGAUGCCACAAAGAUAAUUCAUAAAGACCUGCCAUUUGAAACACUGCAUGUUGAAGCAAAAGUAGCACAUGAAAUGUUUCAGCAUAACAGGUACAAAAUGGAGAUGAUAGAACGAAAAGCUUCUCAGAAUGCAGAAGGAAUUGUAACAUUACAUAGGUUUGGUGACUUUGUAGAUGUUAGUGAAGGCCCUCAUAUUCCAAGAACAAGUUUCUGUUUCCAGUAUGAGAUAACGGCAGCCCAUAAUCUUCAAACUAACCAAUCUGAAUUGAUAAGGAGGUUCCAGGGUGUGUCCCUGCCAGUGCAUCUGAAGGCUUACCACAUCGUGUGGCAGAAACUGCUGGAAAGAUCAAAAAGGCUGGUCACUGAAGAAAAAUAUUUGGAAGCAGCAGCAGAAUGUCAUGAGGCAAAAGAUGGAACUGAAGAAGGAAAAACUGUAUCAAUUUAAAUUAACCUCUAAAUGUACAUAAUAAAAUGUGUAUUUUUACAUGACUUACUGUGCUUCAUCUAGAAAUGUCUUUGGUAAUUAAUUUGAAUUCUGUGGACUUAAAUCACAGAUAGAUUUCAAGCCAUUAUCAGUCAUUUCAGUCCACUUAAAAAAUUUCACUUAAAACAUUACCUUCUCCCCUUUGUUUUAUUUGCGCUAACUCAUCUUGCAAGUUGUCCUUAUCUUGAAAGCAAUUGUAUGUGUCCCUGUGUGGUCCUCUGUGAUUAAAUGCAGCAUGGCCUACAGACUGUAGUUGAACUGGCAGCUGAAAAGGCCAUCCUCUUUAUCGUGAUAUAAUUUCAAGACCCCUUGUUUCGUCUCUUGUGAAGGAAUUACUCCCUUCUAAUUUCUGACCUGAUGUGUGUGUUUCUUGCUGGAACUUCCUGAUUAAAUUCCACUGAGUGCUUUGCCUACUGCAAUAGAAAGUUGAGACAAAUAGUACCUUAAAAAA
Messenger RNA from Athene cunicularia (burrowing owl), 1633 nucleotides. RefSeq names its product mitochondrial ribosomal protein L39 (gene MRPL39). The record is from RefSeq and is a predicted model, not a curated record. NCBI's taxonomy places the organism in Eukaryota, Metazoa, Chordata, Aves, Strigiformes, Strigidae. Gene Ontology annotation, cellular component: mitochondrion. Gene Ontology annotation, molecular function: nucleotide binding; RNA binding. The transcript is spliced from 11 exons. Bases 1 to 1143 code for a protein of 380 amino acids.